CUGAGUCAGAAGAACUGCAUAGUGAAGAAUCUGAAGAGGUUUCGGAAGCAGUUAGAAAGAGAAGCAGGAAAGCUUGAGGCAACAAAAUGUGCCUUUAUUCCAAAGACCUUCAAAAUGCCUUCAGAGUACUAUUUGUUUGUGGAAGAAUUUCGCAAGAAUCCUGGCAUCGCUUGGAUUCUGAAACCAUUUGACUUGGGAGUUUAUGUUCUAGUGACAUCUUACAUCCCACUGAAGGCCUGGUUAUACAGAGGUGGAUGCUUUUCUAAUACAUGAUUUACUCUGAAUAACAGAGAUGAUUGCUAUGUUCAUCUCACAGAUGUGGCAGUGCAAAAGACUGCACCUGAUGAUGAUCCCGGGAAGGGCUGCAAGUGGGUGAUUCAGCAGCUUGGACAGCUCUUGACUGCCAAGUGUGGGGCAGGGUUGGUGGAAGUUCUUGUGGAUAUGGACAACGCUUUCAUCCACAGCCUCCAGAGUGCUCAGAAGGUGAUUAUCAGUGACAGACACUGCUUUGAGCUCUAUGGCUGUGACAUCCUGAUCCAUCGGGAUCUGAAACACUGGCUUCUGGAGGUGAAUGCUUCAUCCUCCCUCACUGCCAGUAGCCAGGAAGACUGCGAACUCAAGUGUCAUCUACUCAAAGACACACUUCAUAUUGUGGACGGGGAGGGCAGGCUGAUGGGGAAGGAGAAGCGUGUUGGAGGCUUUGACCUGAUACGGAACGACAGGCCUGUCAGCAGCGGGGGAAGCCUGGGUACUCUGGUGAAUGAGAACGUCAUGGCAAACACACAUUUAGGCUGCUACAAUGACAGGAAGAAACAACUGAAGCAGCUUUUCAGUAAUGCUGAUCCCAAGCUUGGGUGGGAGAGAUCACCGUGGAUGAAGUUCGCGCUCUCUUCCUCAUAA
Molecule: messenger RNA, 900 nt
Organism: Fulmarus glacialis (Northern fulmar)
Lineage: Eukaryota; Metazoa; Chordata; Aves; Procellariiformes; Procellariidae
Product: probable tubulin polyglutamylase TTLL9
Biological process (GO): microtubule cytoskeleton organization; protein polyglutamylation
Cellular component (GO): cilium
Molecular function (GO): tubulin-glutamic acid ligase activity; tubulin binding
Source: RefSeq, a predicted model, not a curated record